Molecule: messenger RNA, 1178 nt
Organism: Cariama cristata (Red-legged seriema)
Lineage: Eukaryota; Metazoa; Chordata; Aves; Cariamiformes; Cariamidae
Gene: MAB21L3
Product: mab-21-like 3 (C. elegans)
Exons: 6
Coding region: 1-1092 (363 amino acids)
Source: RefSeq, a predicted model, not a curated record
AUGAAACCAUUCACAGAUGAAGAUGUAGAAAUCUACAUCCAGAGCAAGGUAGAACAGCGACAUUACCUGGUUUCCAAAGCGGUGGAGGAGGUGCAGAAAAUCAUCCAGCAACUGACUGCAGAAAUUAGCUAUAAGGCCACGCGAUUCCAGGCUAUCUCCAACUCUGGCAUUCACAAUGAGAAUAUUAAGGUCUUAGCACCCAGCCAAUUCCUCAUCACAGUCCCUCUGCGUGGCCUGUCUGGGUACAGGGAAUGCCAGGUACGGCACUGGCGUUACUACACCGUGCAUGGAGCCAAGCUGCUCUCCUCCGUGCGGGACCCUGAGGAAUUGCAUCAAUGGCUAGAGGUGGAGCAGUUCUCAAAAAGCCUUCAGCAGUGGCAUGAAACGGAUGUGAACAUCGAAGGUGAUCUCGUUCCAGCCAAAGUCCUUAUCGUCUUCCGGGAGCUGGUGGAGAAGUCGAUUAUCUCCUGUAACCUCUCCAGUAAAGUGACGGUGCUGGAGAGCUUCAGCUCAGUGGUACGGGUGGCUGUGGAGACAUCAGAAUUGCAGGUCGAGGUGGAGCUGGUCCCUGCUGUGGAGAUUCCAACUUGCUGGCCUGAGAAAGCCCGGUGGCCUCGUUGCCUUAAGCGUUGGCCUUCCCAAGAAAAAGUGCAGUGUGUCAAGUCGCUUGGUUUCGACCUUUUGGCCCGCUCCAAUUAUCACUGGCAGCUGUGCUUCUCCCGUGCUGAGCAUAUACUCAUGGAAGGACUUGAUGAAGAUGGUGGUUGUCGCAUGAAGUGCUUCAGGGUGAUGAGGCAGAUGAAGGAAGAUGUCUGGUGUGCUGGAAAUAAGCCUGUCAUCACAGCUUAUCACCUUCAGACAGUGCUAUUCUGGACGUGUGAAAAAUACCCACGCACCAAGGAUUGGCGCUGCUUCCCUGAAGCCUUUCUGAGGCUGGUACAGAAGCUGCACAAGUGUGUAAGCCAGCACUUCCUCAAGCAUUACUUUGUUAAGAACACCAAUCUGCUCAAAUAUGCCAACACCAGUGACCUGGACCUGGUGGCCAGCAAGCUCGCAGUCUUCUUGGAGAACCCCGUCUUCUGCCUGGACUAAGGCAGGAAAAGGUCUCCUUACCCCAACCCUGAACUGAUCCUUCACCUCCUUCCCCCAUCUUUGGUUGUUCUUCGUGUCCUUCCAGU